AUGGAUGAAAUUCCUGCCUUUAUCCAUUCGAUGCACAUGGAUCUGCUCGAGGGUGAAGCUGCCAUGGCCACGAUGUCCGACGGUGACGACGAAAAUAUGUUAAUAAAUGAAGAUCUUGUCGAUGACGAUGAGCAAAGCAACGAUGAGCGUACUGAGGCCCCUCCUCCUUCGUUUGAACUCAGGCUCUAUAGGGCAUUGGAGGACUUCGAGAAUUACCAAGGCACCUUCGCUUUCUCAUCUACAUAUUCAGCGGUUCCGAAUCCCGGCCUCAAAGUAAAAGGCCUUGAUGGAUCUUGCCUGAGACUACCAGUUUCUACCGAAGAUGCAGUGAAAUUGUCAGAAUUAGGAAAGCUUUCCCCAUUUGGGAAAGGGGAACAAACCAUAAUUGACCCGACAGUCCGAAGUAGUCGCCAACUCGACCCCUCAGAGCUCGAGUUCGAAAAUCCUCGAUUCACAGAUUGGCUUCAGGGCCCUGUGCUGAGUGAGAUUGGUACUGCCCUUGGUAUCGGUACCGAAAUGAGAUCAAAGCUUAAUUUGUACAAACUUUUGGUUUAUGAGAAAGGAGACCAUUUCAAAACUCAUAGAGACACCCCGAAGGAAGAUGGCAUGAUUGGAACUGUCGUUGUCAUCCUUCCCAGUGUGUUUGAAGGAGGAAUUGUCAAGCUUUCCCACGCUGGCCAAGAAAUGUCGUUUGAUUUCGCUCGGGAUUGCAACUAUAGUUUUGGAGUUGCAGCAUGGUAUUCGGAUGUUGAGCAUGCGGUGGAAGAGGUUACUGGGGGGUAUAGAGUUGCUUUAGUUUACAACCUUACAGUUGAAGGGGGCUCUUUGUCGGCAUCUGGAACAGCUGUCAGAUCAGGGCUCCUGGAGCUUUUAGAGGAGCUAAAGGAAAGAGAAGACCCGGUAGCUUACUCACUUGAAAAUAAGUAUUCGUUAGCUCAGAGGAGACUCGGGUUCAAAGGUAAAGAUCGCUAUGUUAUCUCCAAUUUAAUAGCGGGAAUGAACAAAGUUGGGGGUAUUUCGAUGUGCUGUGGGGAUGUGCAAAUCAAACUAUCAGAGGAUGAAGAAGAAAUGGAUGAAAAUUAUGAGAAUGAGGAUGAAGACGAGGCGCCUAACUUUAAUAGGACUCGUGGCGUGAAUGCACACGUUGAAAUUAUUCUGACGGGUAUCGAACACAUCGCUGGUACUUACCGACAUUUUGGUUCCGGCCAAAUCCCUUGGUUGACUAAGUUAUACUCCUUGGGGCCUUCUCUAGACGAGAUUGAGAGCAUCAACCAAGAAGAGGAGUAUACCGGAAAUGAGGGAACCUUGAUCCAUACAUGGUACAAAACAUCUUGCAUUAUUCUAUGGCCAACGUCGGAAGCCGAAUCGAUUGUCCAACAGAUCAAAGAACCACUUUUGCAAUGGGAUACCGUCCUAAAUAUCGUAUCACCGAAGUCGCCUCCCCUUACAACAGCGGGAGAAGGGGACCCUCUCUUAGUCAUAAAGCUAUUGGCAUUUCUUGAGAGAUGUAUUUGUUUUCCACCACCAGAUGACAAGAUCCAGCGUGCGGGCGAGCUCCUCUAUAGCAUGUUUCAAAGUGUGGGGAAAGAUGAUAUUGAGAUGAUCGAGAAGUCCAGUCUCUUCGAGUACGCGAAUCUGGUGGCGCCGUGGAGGCCAGUAGGAAGAGGGGUUGAACCAGUCCCCAAUCCCUCGAAGGAAGGCUUAUUGCGUCUCCUAAAACUGAAGGCUUUGUUCCCAAAAAAUCUACCGAUUUCAUUUGACCCUACUGUGAAGAAGAUUCUUGGGCUACGCUAUGUCGUGCUUAGUCCCAGUGUUCUUUGCAAGUUAUUGGAAACAUAUCAAGACACACCACAAGAAGAAGUAAUUGAGCUUUUUGAGUCUACAUUUACCGGGCAUCCGAAUGUAAACUUGCUUGAAGAUCUAUAUAAAAAAGUAGAGAAUGGGUACCCAAAUGGUUCGCCGGUCCACGCGUUACUAAACAGUAUCCCCCACCAUACCUUCCAUGAAUUUAUCAUCGCCGGGCUGAGGCAGCGGUUUGCAUUGUACUAUGCGGAAACGGAAGACUUCCGUUUUCGACUGGAUCAAAGUGGUUUCAGUAACGAUUAUCACCCAAUGGGGUAUAGUGUGUCGAAUACAGAAGCUACUUCAAGUUCUAUCUGGCAAGGGAUUGAUCCUUCAAUAAACCGGAUCACAAAUUAUUUACGUUUCCUCGAUGAACAGGCCGAACCCCAUCGGUCACGCCUUAUUACGCUCUUUACGGAUGCCAUUUUGAUUCCGCUUGAAAAGAUGGUAUCCGUAUCAGACGACGAGAUGCAAAGAUGGAGACGUUAUCUCAGCAUCAACGUCCAAGUUGUGGAGAAGUUUUUACGGAAACCUAGCUUAACUGUGUUGCCCUGUUCUGCGAUAAUCCGGGAGAAUAUGGUUGAGGCCAUCAUCAAAUAUUUCCCUUGUGAUAAGCCCGAGCCGGCCAGCUACUUCCUUCCUUCGUGGACUUCUCCAAGGUGUCCAACGGGAGGAUGCGAAAUCUGCGGGCCGAUCAACCAAUUUCUGCAGUCAAAUACAGAACAUCAUUACCACGUUCAGGUUUCAGAGGAAGAAUCCGAUCACUAUAGAAGACUUGACUUUGAACUAUCGAACUACCCUAACCCUCAAGCUACUCGCCUUUACGAAUACAGAUCAGAGAUUAAUGUGAGGUACCAUGACGGGUAUGCCCUCUCACCGGCAAAUUUUACGAUUAUAAAACUUGCGGAAGAAAGGUAUAGAAAGACGAAGAGACAGUAUGAUGCAACUAUCAAGGCGAGAAAAGAUAUGUUGAAAUUAAUACAGGAGCCGUUCAAUCAAUUUGGAAAAAUUGCAAGGGAGGUUGGUGACAGUUUUUCUCCAUCGGUAGAGAGCGAAGGCAGUACUGGUAACAAUACAACUGGUGAGCAAGCGGCACAAAUGGCUCUGGCUGAUGGUUUUGGCUGGCCUAUUGGCGGAGAUUAUGAAGAUGAUGACGACGAUUCAGACGAGGAAUCCUUCCUUUAG
Molecule: messenger RNA, 3027 nt
Organism: Orbilia oligospora ATCC 24927
Lineage: Eukaryota; Fungi; Ascomycota; Orbiliomycetes; Orbiliales; Orbiliaceae
Exons: 5
Coding region: 1-3027 (1008 amino acids)
Source: RefSeq, a predicted model, not a curated record